This is a messenger RNA of Triticum aestivum (bread wheat), 3051 nucleotides long. RefSeq names its product disease resistance protein RGA2-like. The transcript is spliced from 5 exons. NCBI's taxonomy places the organism in Eukaryota, Viridiplantae, Streptophyta, Magnoliopsida, Poales, Poaceae. The record is from RefSeq and is a predicted model, not a curated record. Gene Ontology annotation, molecular function: ADP binding. The coding region runs from base 1 to 3051 and encodes 1016 amino acids.
AUGGUGCAAGGACACGACAACAAAGAUCUCCCGACUUCCGUCGCCAUGUCCUCACCAAAUGACACUAUGCUUGUCAAGGGCUUACGACUUGGCGUUGAGAGCGGUCGGAGUAGAUCACCACCUUUACAGGAGCAAGGUCCUCAGGAUGAUGCAUUAUUGCACUUGCAGAGUGGCCUACAACAUCUUAGAGAUACUCUUCCUGCAAUGUACAAUCUUGUUGACCGAGCAGAGUGGAGGAGCCAUGAACACCAUGUGGCUGAGCUGCUUCCGAGACUCAAGGAUGCCGUGUAUAAUGCGGAUGACCUUCUUGAUGAGUUUAGGUGGUAUGAGAUGAAGGCUGAAUUGGAGGGAAACACAAGCAAGUCUCCUUUUAGUGACUUCAUUGGUACUCUCAUUCAUGGCAGCUUUGACAAAUUGAAGGAUGUCCGAGAAAGGCUGGAGAAUCUUUCUCGCCAGUUGAAGAGGAUGGGGUUGCAUAAAGUUGUGCAACGAUUUGACAAAUCAGUUAGGCCGGAGACUACCGCUAUGCCAGAUGAAGCAAAAAUAUUUGGUCGUGCUGAGGAGCUAAAGCAAGUGAUGGAAUUUCUCAAUGUCCCUACAAAUGCAAAACACAAGAGAGCAAAAAGUUUAGCCAAUGCAUCAACAAGCUUAUCAGCAAACAACCAAGUUAGUAAUGAAUCAAGAAUAACAUAUCUUCCUGUUUUGCCAAUAGUUGGAAUUGGUGGUGUUGGAAAGACUACUUUGGCCCAACAUAACUACACUGAUCAACAAGUGAAGUCUCACUUUGGCCUGGUAAUUUGGAUUUGUGUCUCGGAUGACUUCAACGUGAAAAGAUUAAUCAAAGAGGUUAUACAAUCAUGUCCUAGAAAAGAGGCAACAUCUGAUAGUGGAAAAGAUGCACCGGCUGAUAAUCUGAAUUCUCUUCAGCUUGCUCUUUCUAAGCAUGUAAACAAUCAAAGGGUCUUGAUUGUCCUUGAUGAUAUAUGGGAUGAUUCUUUGAAGGAAAAUAGGCAGUGCUGGAAUAGAUUUUGUGCACCUCUAAAAAGCGCCCAAGAGGGAAGCAUGAUGUUGGUCACCACUAGAUGUCCAAAUGUUGCUCAGGGAGUGGGCACAGUGAAGCCUAUUAUAUUAGAAGGGUUGAAAGAUGAUGUCUUCUGGAAUUUCUUCAAAUUAUGUGUUUUUGGGUCUGAAAGUUCUAGCAAUGAUCCAAAGUUAGAACUCAUUGGUAAAAGCAUACUUCCUAAAUUGAAGGGUUCUCCAUUAGCCGCCAAAACUCUUGGACGCAUGUUAAGAAUGGACCUUCAAGAAACACAUUGGGAGAGUAUACUUCAUAGUGAAUUGUGGGAGUUGGAACAAGAGGUGACUGAUAUUUUACCUGCCCUUCGAUUGAGCUACAUGUAUUUACUAUUCAUUUUACAGCGUUGCUUCUCAUUUUGUGCUGUAUACCCUAAAGAUUACAAAUUCCAAAAACAAGCCUUGUCUGAAAUAUGGGUGGCAAAAGGCUUUGUUGAAGCUCAAGGUGAUGACUCUUUUCAAAAAGCUGGUUGGCAGCACUUUGAAGAUCUUGUAACUCGGUCAUUCUUUCAAAAAGUUAAUGGUGGAUAUGUAAUCCAUGACUUGCUGCAUGACAUGGCACAAAAAGUUUCAGAGCAUGACUGCUGCAUCUUAAGAAAUAAGAAUGACUAUGAGAAAGUUCCUGAAAAUGUUCGUCGUGUAUACAUAUUUCGUAACAGGAAUGUUGGCAAUUCUGAUUUGGUGAGCCUAUGCAAGCACAAAACACUGCGUACCCUAAUUUGCGAGAAGCAGUUAGGGAGUACAACAAGCACUGUGAUGGACAAGUGGUGUACUAAUCUGCCGCGUCUCCGUGUGAUUUCUCUUACCACUACAAAUGAGUUACCAUAUAGUAUUGGCAACUUGAAGCAUCUUCGGUACCUCAAAAUCUCCGAAGAUUGUUCUUUGAGCAUUCCUUCAAAUUUUUGUUGGCUCUAUAAUUUGCAGAUUUUAGAUGUCACAAACUGCAGUCUAGAAAGCUUACCAUAUGGCUUCAGUAACUUGAGCACUCUACGGAGAUUCGUAUCACAAGGAUUCUCAUAUUCUGCUGAUUGCACAUAUCUGAAUGCAGCCAAUAUGCAGCUACAAGGAACAAAACUAAUCAAGAAUUUAAACCAAAUUCGUGGAUGUUUGGACAUAAUAGAGGUUCGCAUGCUAAGUGAGGAUCAUGCGGCUGAAUUGGAAUUGAAGAAUAAGAAAUAUCUUCACGAGUUGAAACUGAACUGGUCAUUUGAGUCCUCUGCACAGUACAAUGGGACAGAAGUGCUCCAAGUUCUGCAACCUUCUAUAGAUCUCCGGUCUCUAUCCCUCGGGAAAUAUCCAGGUGUCUCUCUCCCAACCUGGUUUGAGCCGCAGAACUUGCCAAGCUUAGUAUCACUUUCUAUUGACAGCUGUUGUGCUCUCAACAGCAUAUCAUUCUACAACAAUAGUCGUAACGUUGGCACUUUCCUUUCCUUGACGAAACUAUACAUUUUGGAGUGCCAUAGUUUAUCAAGCCUCAAACAUUUUCUGCGUCCAGAUUAUGUACCAGCCAUCAAGAGUAUAAGUAUUAAUGGUUGUCAGGGCUUAGUGUCAGUACCAACUGAAAGGUUUGAGGGUUUUCUUUACUUGGAACAUCUGUUUGUUUCUGGAUGCCCAAAACUCAAAUGGGAAAGUGAAUUGUUAUUACCUUCGUCUCUCCAAACUCUCAACUUGAAGGAAUCUCUCUACUUGGUGAGAUGUGGUGAUUACUCUGCAUGUGUCCCUGGAUGGCUAGAAAAUCUCACAUCCCUCGUCUCACUGACGAUGAGUGGAUGCCAGGAUAUAACAUCCAUUCCGGGGCACACUUGGCUCAGUAAUCUGGCGUUACUUGAGGAAUUGGUAAUUUGUGAUUGUCCAAGCCUAGUUUCAAUUGGUGGAGCAAAGGCAGUUGCAAAAAUUAAGAAAGUUGAGAUAUACAAGUGUCCAAACUUAAAGGAAGCAGAUCAGAUCAUGCGGAGAGGCCGACGGUACAUGUGCUAA